Danio aesculapii is the source of this 6509-nucleotide messenger RNA. It is a transcript of the gene kdm3b, whose product is annotated as lysine (K)-specific demethylase 3B. Lineage: Eukaryota; Metazoa; Chordata; Actinopteri; Cypriniformes; Danionidae. The transcript is spliced from 25 exons. Gene Ontology annotation, molecular function: chromatin DNA binding; histone H3K9 demethylase activity; transcription coregulator activity. Gene Ontology annotation, biological process: regulation of transcription by RNA polymerase II. Bases 246 to 5693 code for a protein of 1815 amino acids. The record is from RefSeq and is a predicted model, not a curated record. Gene Ontology annotation, cellular component: chromatin; histone deacetylase complex.
GUGCGUUUGAUUACUGCACAGCUAAAUGGCGGAUGAGGACAAGGGGCUGAAGCUCGAACAAUAACACUUCACAUUCCCAGCAAAACGCUUCUCCGUCGUUUCAGUUUGCGGAUGCAAAUCCCGCAUGCACGCCGUGCAGUCAUUCAUAUGUGACUUUAGUGGUUCGCUCGUUUAGUUUAGGCUCGACUGAUUGCGAAUCUUAGCGGAGCUCCAGAGGAAGUCGGUCUCUUCAUGGUGGUUGUGCUAUGGGGGACUCGCUCGGUCUGAUCGGGAAGCGGCUGCUGUUGCUGCUCAAUGACGGGAACUCGGCGCCUGCAGCGUUGGGCGGAGAGGUGGAGCGGGCGGCCUGGCUCCGAGGGACCGUGCGGGCGGUCAGUGUGAUCGGGCUGGCGAGCCCGGGGGUGGAGGUGUUUGUAGAAUUUGAGGACAGCCCUUGGCGUCAACGUGCAUGGGUGCAAUUGUAUGGGGAUGAAGUGCGUGUCGUUCUCAUGGAGAGUGCCAUCGUUUGGGCCAACUGCAGCGAUCCUUCCCUCUCCACUGCUCUAGGAUCAUCUGCUACACAGUGGCCUGCCUUGAUGUUCAAACAGCUGAUUGACCGUGUGGGUUUAGGAUCUGUGGUCCCUGUCGAGUUCUUUGGUGCAAGAACUUUGGCGUUUCUCCCUAAUGGGAAUUCACUGCACACUUUUGAGACUGAAAAAGAUUUUACACACUCUCUGCUUCAAGAGCAGCCAGCACUUCAACAUGCCAUUUCAAGCUGGCAUACAGACUCUGAGUUGCAGGAGAUCCUGCGUAAGGGAUCUUACACUAUUCAGGGUCGGAGAGUACAGGUGUACCAGCCAGAGUUUGAGCAGCCCUGGGCCUUUGGACUAGUAUCUCAGCAUGAUCCUGUUUCACACAUUAUGGAGAUUACCAUGGAUCAGAGUUGUUUAAAAGGUGAGGAAACACAAGUGGUUGAUCCUCGGGUUAUACACGUAAUGCUUGCUGAAGGCAAGUUAAAUGAGAGCCAAGAUCGACGCAAAAAGGAGGGUGAUGGUGGGAAAGGUGAGGGCAGUCGGCGACGUCGGACAGCAUCUGAAGGAGAUGAAGACAUUACACUCAAACGUUUCAAAGGAGCCGGGGAAGGUGCCUCUGACAGCCAGAAUGGAAAUGGCUCCAACAGGGACGCUGAGGCUAUGGUAACAUGCGUAGAGAUGCCGGGAAAGGGAGUAGUAGAGGGAAAAGACGAAGCGGGUGGUUUGGGUGGGAGGUUGACGAGCACCUGUAGUCCAGUAGCUUUGCCAAGUCAAGACUCCUCUAACAACAGCAAUUCCUCUCAGCAGGAACACUCCCAUAUAAGGAGCACAGGUUUUGUGAAGGAGAAUGGCAGUUUUAUCCCAAACCAAGAAAGGAUUUCUUCAGUGACAGCAGUGCUUCCUGCUUCUACUCCAACGCCACCUCCUUUGAAGCCUGCCCCAUCACCUUUUUCUAAUACUUUUCCUUCUUUGGGUCAAAUGCCCAACUUGGUGCCCGGGGCCCCUGCCCCGAAAUCAUCUCCCACACUUCCAUCCUCAGAGAGGGAGGAGGGAGGUGUGCUUUCAGGGUAUCCUAAAACAGCUGCCCUGGUGUCUCCAGGUCCUGUGACCAUUUCAUCACCUUCCCAAGAAAAUACUUCAAGUGUGGCUCUCACUGCUCCUGUUGAUGCGAACCAAAAGCCCAGUAUGUGGGGAUCAACCUCAGAAGGAAGCCAGACCCCCAAAGCCCCUGUUCUAGCUCCUGCUGGAUUUGGUAAACAGUCUAAUGAGGGAGUGUUUGGGAAUGUCUCAACACAGACUAAUGGAUCUUCCCAGGGGGACAAGCCCUUUGGGUUUUCAUUUAGAGGCGCAAAGGACUCGCAAAGGCAGGACUCUGAUACGUCACAGAACCUGUUCUUCCAAUUCAUCUCUCAGAACCAGAGCAACACACAAGGCCAAUCAAAGGCCUUCACAUCUUUGUCCGAGUGCCUGAACAAGGAGCCGCCCAGCCUGUUCAAGUCUGCUGCUCCCUCUGAGGGUUUCAAAAAAACUGUUGUGGCUUCUGCAUCCACUGGACUGUUUGGUUCAGCACCUGCCAGUGGCCUGGCACCACUGAAAGAGCAGCCAAAAGUGCCUGAUAUCAAGCCUGCAGGCAAUGGGAUCCUUAUAAACAAGCCUUUUGGUGCUGUAGGGGAGGCACAGAGCAAACUCCCAGCCACUUUUCCUUCAGCCAUAGUUCAAGCUGCAAGCUCUACAGAGGUGCUGAAACCCUCCUUGGGAUUAGGAACCAGUGGACUUGGAAAUGCCAGUGGUGGAAUUAGAAAUGUAAAUAGCUCAACCCCAGUGAGUAGCUUUGGUCUACUUGCUGGCAGCAAGGUUUCAGAUGGUCACGAGAACCUGUUCUUGCAGCCCUCAAAGGAGACAAAUUCGUUUCUUGCCUAUGGCAGAGGUGUUCCGCAAACCCCUUUUGGUGCAUUGACAUCUCCAAAGUCUUCGUCUGUCCAGUCCGCAUCUGCUGUUUCACCUUCAGGCAGCACCAGUAUGCUCAGUCAAGAUCCUUCUGGUAACGAUGCCAAACCAAAUCUCUUCACUAUGGCAGAACCUCCCAAGGGAAUCUUAGCCCCUCAGUUUGCUGCUCCUGCUCUCAUGACCACUCCGUCAUUCACAUCAUUUGCACAGGAUGGACAACAAACAUCCAAACCAAACAAAGAAGGAUCUGAUGACAGCUCUGGAACCCUUCACAGCACUGAAGGAGAAGGUGUCUCUGUGCCCUUUGAGCAAAGCAAGUUUUCUUUGGAGGAACGUUGUCAGUCUAUCAAAAAGGAUUCAGAGUCUAGUAGUAACAGUGACUUGUCUGAUUUGAGUGAGGGAGAGGACAACGCUGGCCAGAGCCAGAAACCAGAUGUUCCGGCAGGCAAUGAGGAUAAGAUUAAGGCCCAGGCUGUGGCCAAGAGCCGGCCACGGAGCAAACCAUUUAAAGUUGGACAGUCUGUGUUGAAGGACCAGAAUAAGGUUCGACGCUUGAAGCAGUCUGGAGAGGCCUUUCUACAAGAUGGCUCCUGCAUUAACGUGGCUCCCCACUUGCACAAAUGUCGUGAGUGCCGUCUGGAGCGAUACAGGAAAUCGCGUGAGCAGGACUCUGAUGACGACGACCCAAACGUAGCCUGUCGAUUCUUUCACUUUCGCAGGUUGGCUUUCACUAAGAAGGGAGUUCUUCGUGUGGAGGGGUUUCUGAGCCCACAGCAGAGUGACAGCAUGGCAAUGGGCCUGUGGCUUCCUUCCAUUACAAUACAAGAAGGACUUGACCUGGACACGUCCAAAUAUAUUUUAGCAAACGUGGGUGACCAGUUUUGCCAGUUGGUCAUGUCAGAGAAAGAAGCCAUGAUGAUGGUAGAACCACAUCAAAAAGUGGCUUGGAAGCGAGCUGUCCGAGGAGUAAGAGAAAUGUGUGAUGUGUGUGAAACAACACUGUUCAACAUCCACUGGGUUUGUCGUAAAUGUGGCUUCGGUGUUUGUCUUGACUGCUACCGACUACGCAAGAACAGGCCGCCUGAAGUGGAAGACGGUCCUGAAGAAGAGGUGUUCUCAUGGCUAAAGUGUGCUAAAGGCCAGCCACAUGAACCACAGAACCUCAUGCCUACUCAAAUUAUACCCGGCACGGCAUUGUACAGCAUAGGUGACAUGGUACAUGCAGCCAGAGGUAAAUGGGGGAUUAAAGCAAACUGUCCCUGCACCAGUCGGCACAAAACCUUGAUGCGGCCCAGUGCUCCAAACGGUUUUUCACAGUCGGGUGCAGCUCACAGUUCGGGGAAUGGAACCACGUCUACUUCAUCCACAACCCGUCCGAAUGAAGAAUCUCCAGCAGGUGUUGUAGUCAAAACUGAACCCGUUGAAGAGCCUACAAGUGCUGAUACCGCAUCAAAUACCAGUGGGACAAAUAGCAGCACAUCUAGCCCUGCUCCUGCUCCAACUUCUGCUCCUACUCUUCUUCCUCCUCCGCUUCCUCUUGCUCCUGCACUUGUACCUACAUCUCCUGCAAAGGAUAGCAAGAGCAAUUCUUCAGCACUUCACUGGCUGGCCGAUCUGGCCACACAAAAGGAGCCCAAAGAGUCUCUGCGCUCCAUGAUGGGUCGUGACUCUCGUUCUCCAUUUGGCCUGGACUCGUUCAGCACACUUUCCAAGCCAUCAGGGUCCAGUCCUAAGCUCUUUAACAGUCUGCUGCUGGGUGCUGGCCCUUCACAACCCAAAGCAGAGGGUACCAGUCUUCGAGAUCUGCUAAACUCUGGCUCUGGCAAACUCCCGCAAGGUCCCACAGAGGGAGGUGUCCCAUUUCCUCCAGUGUUCUCCACGGCUGGUCAGGCUGAUAAAAUGAAGGGAGGUCUUCCUAACUUCCUGGACCAUAUCAUUGCAUCAGUAGUGGAGACGAAGAAGUCCGAGGUUCGUCGUGCGUCAGGUUCAGCAGAAGUCAUCGAGUCUGCCACUGCUCCUCGUAGAGAGGGGGUGAUGGGGCUGAGUGUCCUGGACCCACACACUUCACACUCUUGGCUCUGUGAUGGCCGUUUGCUCUGCCUGCAGGACCCCAGCAACCCCAACAACUGGAAGAUCUUCAGAGAGUGCUGGAAACAAGGACAGCCUGUGCUGGUCUCAGGCAUACACAAGAAGCUGAAGCAACACUUAUGGAGACCUGAGGCCUUCAGCGAGGAGUUUGGAGACCAGGACGUGGACCUGGUCAACUGUAGGAACUGCGCCAUCAUCUCUGAUGUUAAAGUCAGGGAAUUCUGGGAUGGCUUCCAGGUCAUUUCCAAGCGAUUGCAUGGUAGUGAUGGCCAACCUAUGGUACUAAAACUUAAAGACUGGCCUCCUGGAGAAGACUUCAGAGAUAUGAUGCCCACUCGGUUUCAUGAUCUCAUGGACAAUCUUCCUUUGCCCGAGUACACAAAGAGAGAUGGCCGUCUCAACCUGGCCUCUCGUCUUCCAAACUUCUUUGUUCGGCCAGAUCUGGGCCCUAAAAUGUACAACGCGUAUGGUCUGAUCUCCACAGAAGACAGGAAGGUCGGCACCACUAACUUGCAUUUGGACGUGUCUGAUGCCGUCAACGUGAUGGUGUAUGUGGGCAUCCCAGAAGGAGAGAAUGACCAAGAAAGUGAAGCAGACCUCGCUGGAUUCAAAGAGGUGAUGCAGACUAUUGAAGAGGGUGAUGUAGACGACAUGACGAAGAGGAGAGUCUACGAGAUCAAGGAGAAACCUGGAGCUCUCUGGCACAUCUAUGCUGCCAAAGACGCUGAGAAGAUCCGAGAGCUCUUACGAAAGGUUGGAGAGGAACAAGGUCAAGAGAACCCACCAGACCACGAUCCUAUCCACGACCAGAGCUGGUACCUGGACCAGACGUUGCGACGCAGGCUGUAUGAGGAGUAUGGAGUCCAGGGAUGGUCCAUUGUGCAGUUUUUGGGAGAUGCAGUGUUCAUCCCAGCUGGAGCACCACAUCAGGUGCACAACCUGUACAGCUGUAUCAAAGCUGCAGAAGAUUUCGUUUCUCCAGAGCACGUGAAGCACUGUUUUAGACUGACGCAAGAGUUUCGCCACCUUUCCAACACUCACACAAACCACGAGGACAAGCUACAGGUGAAGAACAUCAUCUACCAUGCUGUGAAGGAUGCUGUGGCAACACUAAAAGCCCAUGAGCCCAAAUUAGGCCGUUCUUAGUUGGACGCCACAAUGAGAUUUUGGGGUUCGGAUGAGGCCAUUGUGCAAAACAAGUUGUUUAUAAUGGAAAGUCUCUCAAAGUUUUGGUAGGAUGAAGGUGCUGCUUCAUCAGUGUUACAAAAGCAUUCUUUAGUUUUACAGUCCUCCUCUCUGCAUUUUUAAAAGUCUGUUCUUUUCUCAGCAUUUGUUGGACUGUUCAAAGAGCUGGUUAUAUAGCUGACGUGAAUCUUUUAAAAGGCCUUCAACAAGGUUUCCUUACCAACGUCUGUGAAAAGUGAGCACUGGGUUUCCUUCUUAGAAAACAUUCGUUUUGUACUCUUCAAUGAAGGAGAGCUUUUAGUUCAGAUGUGGGGUCAACAGAAAUUCAGUUCAUUGAUAGAUUCCCAACACCUUUUCAAGGAAAGGUGGACAAGAGCAUGGAAGGGAACUAGACCAAAGUUUUUUUUUGUUUUAUUUUAAGUUUUUUUUUUGGAUGAAAACACGUCUUUUGCUUUUUUUGUAAUAUGAAAUUUAGGUAAUAUUUCACUGACAACAAGCGUUUGAUUGGCUUUGAGGAAUGGUUAUUCAUAAAUCAACAGUUCCAGUUCUGCAGAACUACUGGUCAUUAACGUGUAUCAGUAUAUAUAUUGAUCUUAGCAGUGUGCAUGAUUUUUUUCCCUCCAAAAAUAAAGGUUUACAAGAAAAGAUUUGGCCCUGUUAUUUGAAAUGACAAUGAAUUUCUUAGCUAUCUAUUUGUUUAAUGCUUACUGUUUUAUUUUAUAAGACAUUUUGUGGUUCGUGGAUGACACUGCAAUAAACUAAGGCUUUUGAAAUAUU